Bombyx mandarina (wild silkworm) is the source of this 1072-nucleotide messenger RNA. RefSeq names its product cuticular protein RR-2 motif 68 (gene CPR68). NCBI's taxonomy places the organism in Eukaryota, Metazoa, Arthropoda, Insecta, Lepidoptera, Bombycidae. The record is from RefSeq and is a predicted model, not a curated record. Gene Ontology annotation, cellular component: extracellular matrix.
CGCUUCAAGCACCCCCGAACACAGCUCAACAACCACAGCAAUGGCCCUCAAGUUGGUAACCUUUUCUUGCCUUUUGGCUGCCGCUUAUGGGAGCGUUGUUCCCGCCGCCUAUGCAGCUGCGCCUCUGGUAGCAGCAGCUCCUGCAGUAGCGGCAAGAAUCGAAGAAUUCGAUCCUCUUCCUCAAUACAGAUUUGGCUAUGAUGUAGCGGACUCUUUAACCGGUGAUUACAAAAGUCAACAAGAAGAACGCAAUGGAGAUUUGGUUCAAGGAUCUUACUCUUUGGUUGAACCCGACGGCACACGUCGUGUCGUGGACUACGCCGCUGACUCCAUUAAUGGCUUCAAUGCCGUAGUACGUAAAGAGCCACUCGUGGCGGCUGCGCCUGCAGUUGUUGCAGAGCCCGCAGUAGUACCCGCUCGUUAUGCAGCAGCUCCAGUGGCUGCUGCUCCUGUAGCCGCUGCUCCUAUAGCCGCUGCCCCUGUUGCAGCACCGUACUACGCCGCUCGCUACGCAGUUGCUCCUGCAUAUUCGGCACCCUAUGUUACUGCAGCCAGAUAUGAAGCCGCUCCCUUCGUAGCACGGUACGCUGCUGCUCCAGUAGCUGCUGCACCGGUCGCUGCUGCACCGGCUCCUAUCUACGCUCGUUAUGCGACCGCACCAGUAGCUCCCGCACCUGUUGUUGCUGCGCGCUACGCAGCUCCUUCCGUAGUUGCAGCACGCUAUGCUGCAGCUGGCCCAUAUGCUGCCUACACAGCUCCAUUUUCUGCAGCCUACACAGCUCCAUUUUCUGCGGCCUACACCUCAUAUGCCUCUCCAGUAGCUGCAGCAUACACCACCUACACCGCAACGGGACCCGUGUCAGCAGCUCCAGUUGCUGCCGCGUACGCUGCUCCUAUCGCUGCGACAGCGGUACCAGCUGUGGCCUCCACCGUUCGUGCAGCUCCCGCUAAGCUCAUUGAAACUACAGCUGCUGGAUACCGUUACCCCUAAACAAGAUAAAAUUCCCAACGACUCCUCAAUUUACUCCUAAAGACUUGAUUUGUAAAUAGUUAUGAUUAUUUUUGUUUAUUU